Molecule: messenger RNA, 483 nt
Organism: Eutrema salsugineum
Lineage: Eukaryota; Viridiplantae; Streptophyta; Magnoliopsida; Brassicales; Brassicaceae
Exons: 1
Coding region: 1-483 (160 amino acids)
Source: RefSeq, a predicted model, not a curated record
AUGAUAAACUGGACAAACGGAAAAUGUGGUAGGUUCCGAGAUCAGAGCCACCUUGGCAUCGUGCAUAUCCUCGACUUCCUGUCUCGGACUGCUUCCCUGGUGAGCUUUCCUCCUACCGGUCUUUAUUUGGAUUUUCUCCCGUCCUGGAUUUGCUGGAAUCUAUGGACAGCUCGCAACCACAGACUCUUCUCCGAUUCUGUGUUCUCUGAACAGGAAGUCAUGCUGAAGUCUCUAGUGGAUGCUAGAAUUUGGCAAGAAGCGCAGAAGCAAAAGGGUACUACGCCUCAAUCUUCGCCUGCCUCGAUCCCAGUAAUUGCUCCAGCUAGAGUCAGCUGCAACAUUGAUGCAGCUUGGCAAGCUGAGUCGCAGUCCUGUGGAAUGGGGAUGAUAUUCCAUUUUCAAGAGGAAGGAAGAACUAUCAGCUUCUCAAGCUCUCGACGCGAUGUGGCCUCGCCCCUCGCAGCUGAAGCUUGGACAACUUGA